UCCCGCUUGUCCUGCAGCUGCUUCUUCUUCUGCUUCACGCUGAAGGGCUUCUUCCUCGGCAUGGCCCCAGAGCCCCGGCCCGCCCUCCGCCGAGCUCCCCGCCGCCGCAACUGACUCCCCCGGGCAGCCCCCGCCGGCGGCCCGGGGCCCUGGGGAGGCGGGGCCGCGGUGACGUCAGCGGCGGGCGGCGGGGAGCGGGGCGGCGGGGAUGCAAGCGGCGGCACGUGAGAGCAGCCCGCGCGGCUCCGGGAUGCACGGGGCGGCGAGCCGGAGACGCGCGUGGGAGGCCCGAGCCGACUCCGUCACGGGCGCUACCAAGUGGCAGCCGCGGGAGGGGUCGGGGCGGGGGGAAACCCGUGUCCUCGCCGCCCGGCGCUCCCGGGAGCUGCCACUCACCUGGCGGGGGCCGGGCGAGGGGGCCGAGGACACGCCCCACCGCGCGGCCGCCCGGGGAGGAUGGCCCCCGGCGGGGGAGCCGAGGCUGCGCCGGCUGUCCCGCGGACUGGCCUGCGGCGACACCGGACUCGCAGAGGAGGAGGCAGAAGAGGCAGGUUCACGGGCGUGUCACACGUGCGAGCGCGGGUGAGGAGGAGAAAGCGAGCGGGACGAGGACUUCGGCAGAGAGGUCAGAGAGCACGGAGUUGUGGCUGGAGGCGUUGCCGUGGUAACCGGGGGGACCGGAUGUGACGAUCUCAGGAUGCGACCGGGCCUCUCGCGUGCCGCCAGAGGCCCCGAAGCCCGUCCGGCGUGUCCCUGUAACGCGGUGGUGCUUUCCCCACGCGGAGGGGGAACCGCACGAGGGGAGCAGAGCUUUUCCCCCCCACGCGCGGCGGAGGAGCGAACGGCCGCAGCACGUCCGCGACCUCCCGGAAGUGGCAUGGCGGCGGGGAGCCUCGGUCACCCGGCCCACUGCCCACCCGGAAGCGGAAGGGAAGUUAGUGUGCCCCUUCCUCACUGCCCUCCAGAUCUUGCUGCUGCAGCCAUUGCCGCAGCCGCUAUGCCGAAGCGAAAGAAGCUGGACCAGCAGCAGCCGCCGCCGCCGCCGCAGCAGCAGCAUCAUCUCGCGCUGUCCGAGCGCGACGAGCCUGGAGACGAGGACGAUGAGCGCCCCAGGGGACCACCCAGCCUUCUGGGCCCUCCCCCCAUGGCUAACGGAAAGCCUGGUGACCCCAAGUCAGCCUUCCACAGGGGUCCUCCAGGAUCAAGGGGACCGAUGAUUCCACCACUGCUGAGUCUCCCACCUCCUCCCCGGGGGAGAGGCUACAUUCGGGGAGGCCUUGGUCCUCGAUCUAGCCCAUAUGGUCGUGGUUGGUGGGGUGUCAAUACUGAACCUCCUUUUCCUGGGCCAGGCCAUGGGGGUCCUAGGGAAAGCUUUUACAGAGAGGCAAGAAAUCCACGAAGGCUCAAAAGCUGGUCUCUCGUCCCUCCCAAGGACAGCCCCCAGAUGAUGGAAGACAAGUCUGACCGCCCUGUCUGCCGACACUUCUCUAAAAAGGGCCACUGUCGUUAUGAAGACCAUUGUGCCUUCUACCAUCCAGGCGUCAACGGACCUCCUCUGUGAGACUGUGCCUUCCCACCCAGGCUGGAAGGAGCCCUCUGACCUAGUGGCCAUGUAUUCUCUGUGGCUCCAUUAUAGCUACUUGAAGGCUCUUCUGUCACCUUCAGGCACUGACACGUCCACCCCUUUUAUCAUCUCUCCCAUUUGGAGUCCAGAGCUGUGAUUGUCACUGGUGCACAGUGCACACUGUCUUCUGAUCCAGGCUGUAGAGACCUUUGGGAACCCAUCUCGCUACGUUCCACUGCCUCCUGGAUCUUCCCCUCUGCCAACAGACUGCUCAACAGGAAACCUUUGGUGCUGUUUCUUGUGCAUUUGUCCACCUGUCCCUCAGUAGUGCCCUCAGUUCCCAAGAACCCUGGAGCAGUCUCUUACCCCUAGCUGCUUGUUUAAGUCUUUUCAUGUAAAGCCCCAGUGUUUGCAGCUGCCAGGAAGUGCACCAGGUUGUAUGGCCUUGAGGUCAGCUUUGAGUGACGGGUGCAGACUUGCUCCCUGAACAGCCUCCACCUGCUUUUGGACAUCCUAGUUUCUGUCCGUAGCAUGAGCCCCACCGCUAAGGCCUGUGGUCACUGUGCUUUGUGAAACUGUACACCCUUUGUAGCCUUCCUCGGUGUCUGUGACGUUUUUGUGACUUCCCAACACUAGAGUUAAGUUUUGCUGCCAAAUCAAGUGAGGCUCUUGGUGCCCUCUGGAGUUCACCUACCUCCCAACACGGGAGGACAUGAGACUCUUCAGACUGCCUCCCCAUUGUGCCCUCUCCUGGUGUUUGGGCAUUCUGGGUCUGACAGGCCAGUGGUGUCUUGGAAAGCCUCCGGCAGGCCUCCCCACACAGCUCCCACCUGGCCCGUUUCACUUAGGCUCUGUCAUUGUGAGGCCACUGGCCCUUUGAUUUGACUUUGUGAAUCUCCACCUGUCUUUGGAUGGAACCUGAACAGUACUGUCAUCUCUGACCUGACCCUCUUCUCUUCUCUUCCCUGGCACUGCAUGUUUUCUGUGAAAACAGCAGUGAACAUGUUGGGUUUUGAACAGGCCCUAAGGAAGUGGGUCAGGAGGUGUGUGCGCAAGAGGAGAAAGAGCUAUUGGAGAACUAAGAAUGAUUUUUUUUCUUUUUAACUUUUUUUUAUAUUAGUAAUAAACACAGUGGAAACCGG
Mastomys coucha (southern multimammate mouse) is the source of this 2706-nucleotide messenger RNA. It is a transcript of the gene Prr3, whose product is annotated as proline rich 3. Bases 698 to 1561 code for a protein of 287 amino acids. The transcript has 4 exons. Lineage: Eukaryota; Metazoa; Chordata; Mammalia; Rodentia; Muridae. Gene Ontology annotation, molecular function: RNA binding; metal ion binding. The record is from RefSeq and is a predicted model, not a curated record.